Molecule: messenger RNA, 1088 nt
Organism: Scleropages formosus (Asian bonytongue)
Lineage: Eukaryota; Metazoa; Chordata; Actinopteri; Osteoglossiformes; Osteoglossidae
Gene: nsa2
Product: NSA2 ribosome biogenesis homolog (S. cerevisiae)
Exons: 6
Coding region: 139-921 (260 amino acids)
Source: RefSeq, a predicted model, not a curated record
CUUUUACGGUCCGAAGUCCGGCAAAACAACAGCAACAACAGCGAUACAUCCGUAAAAAGAACUACAUUUGACGAUUAAACAAGCAGAAUUGAGCAGUUUACGGGAUAUUGACUGGUUUCGUAAAGCUCGGGGUUCAACAUGCCUCAGAACGAGCACAUUGAGUUACACCGCAAGCGCCAUGGCUAUCGCCUCGACCAUCAUGAGCGAAAGAGAAAGAAGGAGGGUCGAGAGGCUCACGAGCGAUCCCAUAAAGCCAGGAAGAUGAUUGGACUGAAAGCCAAACUGUACCACAAGCAGAGGCAUGCUGAGAAGAUCCAGAUGAAGAAGACCAUCAAAAUGCAUGAACAAAGGAAAACCAAGCAGAAGAAUGAUGAAAAGACUCCACAGGGUGCUGUGCCUGCUUAUCUGCUGGACAGAGAGGGUCAAUCCCGUGCUAAGGUCCUCUCCAACAUGAUCAAGCAGAAGAGGAAAGAGAAAGCUGGUAAAUGGGAAGUUCCGCUGCCCAAGGUGCGAGCACAGGGUGAGACAGAGGUGCUCAAAGUCAUCCGCACAGGGAAGAGACAGAAGAAAGCAUGGAAAAGGAUGGUCACUAAAGUCUGCUUUGUUGGAGAUGGAUUCACUCGCAAACCACCCAAAUAUGAAAGAUUCAUAAGACCAAUGGGCCUGCGUUUCAAAAAGGCACAUGUGACGCAUCCAGAGCUGAAGGCCACAUUUUGCUUACCCAUCCUCGGGGUUAAGAAGAAUCCUUCAUCACCUCUCUACACAUCCCUGGGAGUCAUCACAAAAGGCACAGUCCUGGAGGUCAACGUGAGCGAGCUUGGGUUGGUCACACAAGGUGGCAAAGUUAUCUGGGGCAAAUAUGCACAAGUGACAAACAACCCAGAAAACGAUGGCUGCAUUAAUGCAGUAUUGCUUGUAUAAUGAACUUUUGCUGGAUUGCAUGACAAAACAAGGACUGAGUGUGAAGUGGACCAUCAGGACACACUGCUUGAUAUCAUCCAGGCUACUUAAUUCCAAGGCAGAAAAUAUACUUCUAAUAUCUUCCGUGUCUGAAGAUUAGUAGAGGAAAAUAAAAAUUUUUUUCCAAA